AUGGCCAGCGCCAAGGUCAAGGAGCAUAGACCUAAGCUUGAACCUGAUGGAGUUAAGGACUUAGAGCUUGAACCAGUGGAGCAGCUUGAACGUGAGGGAAGAAAGCUAGUAGCUGAGGAUGAGCUUGAACCGGAGCUUGUAGCUGAGGAAGCUUUAGCUGCACCAAUGGAAUUGGUUACUCAUUACAAAGUUAAUCUUGAGCUAAAAUGGAGACAACCUGAUCCUAAACCUCCCUGGUUUUUGAUCCAAGCUCAAGAGAUCAGCAAAUGGGCAUGUGUCUCAUUUGUACUCUUUUUCCCUUGUCAAGUUUUGUCCCAAUGGGUUUUCUUGACAAGCCUAGAGGUUCAGACUUUUGUGCCACAAUUGAAAGCACUCCUCUCAGUUCAAAGCUCUGAAGUGCCAAAGGUUGUGAAGAAAGAGCCAAGUGUGAGAGAUAAGGUUGAGAAGGAAGGUUGGAGAAGGAUCAAAGAGUUGAUAAGAGGACCAAGGAUUGAGAAGCCACGCCUUGAGAGGCUAGAGUUGAGAGACCACGAUCUGAUAGGCCACGAGCUGAUAGACUUGUUCAAGCCCUUGUGCAAGACCAGGGGAGAUAAAAGAAAGGAUCCACCAGCUCAGGCCCCUUCAGCCAAGCCAUCUCAGCUCACAAUGACCUUGUUCCCCACCAAGUUUGAAAAUGGGAAGAUUGAGUACAAGAUAAGGUACAAGGGGAGAUCAAGACCAUUCUCUAGAGCCAAGGCCUUGGUCACUUCAGAGCAGUCCAGGGAUCCAACCAAGCUAAAGGAGCUUCUGUCUCAAGUCCUCACUAUCACCCUUGAUGGUGGGACUAGCUCAACCAAUGCCUAA
Messenger RNA from Microthlaspi erraticum, 843 nucleotides. The record is from the annotation of a GenBank genome assembly. NCBI's taxonomy places the organism in Eukaryota, Viridiplantae, Streptophyta, Magnoliopsida, Brassicales, Brassicaceae.